AUGCAGGACUUCCUGAACCGCAACCAGGAGCGAAAGGCCGUUGCAGAAGGGCAGAGUAGCACCAGUCUACCGCUCGUCUCAGCAAAACCCAAGCUUUCUGAGCCUGCUCGAUCUACACCUCAGUCGCGCCCUUUGACACCAACCACUAAGCUCGACGAACUAGAUUCGGUCGCAAGCAAAGACCCGUAUGUUUAUGGGCUUCUGACCCCUGUUGGACACAACAUCAGACUGAUCAAGGUCCACCGGGCUUCUGCAUAUCCCUACCCACACCUCGGAGGAGCUAGUUUUGGCUGUACGAUUGAUGUAUAUGAGAUCGACCGAGCUCCACCUUACAUUGCUCUCUCUUAUACCUGGGGUGCUCCACUUCCCACACACAGGGUCUGGUUGAACGGUAAAUGCUGGUUUGUUCGCGAGAAUCUGUACAACUUCCUUAACGCCUUUAGUCAGAGCGAGAAGGCGCAACAAACCAAGCAUAUAUGGGUGGAUUCACUCUGCAUCAACCAGACCAAUAUACAGGAGCGAAACCAUCAAGUCGGCAUGAUGGCUGAAGUAUACGGCAAUAGUCAUACUGUCAUUACUUGGCUAGAUGAUUCCUGCUAUCAGCCGCUUCAACGGAUCAUGGAUGGUACUUUCGAAUACAAACAUUUCGAGUAG
Alternaria postmessia is the source of this 654-nucleotide messenger RNA. RefSeq lists its product as uncharacterized. The transcript has a single exon. The coding region runs from base 1 to 654 and encodes 217 amino acids. The record is from RefSeq and is a predicted model, not a curated record. Lineage: Eukaryota; Fungi; Ascomycota; Dothideomycetes; Pleosporales; Pleosporaceae.